UUCAUAUUGUACACAAUCAUCAUGGCGACCCAGGAUGGUGGGUAUUGACAAAAUAUAAUGUUAUGCUUUCCCAAAUGUCUAUGCGGUGCAAUUGAUCAAUUUUCAAUUAAUUAUCUUAGGCAUUUAAUCGUCUUUCUGGUGUUAGUGCAAAUUGAACAUGUCAAUGGGAUUUGAAAUCAUAUUUUCUUCAUAAUCCAAUGUUCGCCCGGUUAUCCUGGUCACUGGCUAGCUGCUAGCCAACCAUAUUUAGCUAGCUAACGUUAGCACUUUCGAUUUUGUUACAGAGCCAAAAUAACUAGAGCUAUGGUUACAUAAUUUGAUUCUAAAAACCUAUGACAAAUGUAAUAAGUGUAGCUAUCUCUAUGUUCUCAUGUAGCUAUCAUUAGCUAUAUUAGGUAUUUAUAAGCUAGUAAGUUAUGUUAACUAGCUAGCCAACUCUAUCUGACUGCAGAUGUAGCUUGGAUGUGUCAGCUAACUAAGCUAGCAUGACUAUGUAGCUAGCAAGUUAGCGCUGUUUGCAAAUAAGCUACAGUAACUCGCUAACAGCCACGUGAGAUGUCAGACUUGGCUAACGUGGCUAAACGACCCACAGAAUACCAAAUAGGUCACCAAGUCAGUUGCUUGCAGCUGCUUUGUCAUAACAAACAACGAACUGCAUGAAGCCAUACUUGCUAGCUGUUACUUGGCUGAGAAGACCUAAUGUGACAAACUUUUCCCAGACAUUGAGUUUUGACAUAGCUGUGCCUGGCUGGGAAUUCUUGUGGAUUUGAGAAUUCUCAGCUAAAAUGUGCCUUUCUUAAUCCUUUCGUAGGAAGUGAAGAAGUCGUAAUGGAAACUGAAGCCACGUUGAAAGAGCCACAACAACUGUGUGAAAAUGUUGGCAAAGGGAAUGCUGAAGUAUCGGAAACUGUGUCUCGGACAGAUGAUGCCGGGGAAAGCUCUUCAAAUCAGGACCCUACUGUCAGCAAUGGAGAUGACAGUGAUGAAGGAAAGGAGAUGGUGGAUCUAAAGAUUAUUUGGAACAAGAAUAAGUAUGAUCUCAAAAUUCCUUUAGAUGGCACUGGAGCCAAACUGAAAGAGCGGAUCCAUUCACUCACUGGUAAGUAGUUAUUUAGGCUUGCGUACUAACUACUUGGAUACGUAUAACAGUCACUGUUUAUUUAUGCAUCUCUCCCACGCUCUCUUUUUCUCUCAUAUGUUAAUAGGUCUUCCACCUGCUAUGCAGAAAGUAAUGUACAAGGGACUGCUACCAGAAGAUAAGACGCUACGUGAAAUUAAAGUUACAAAUGGUGCAAAAAUAAUGGUGGUGGGAUCUACAAUAAAUGAUGUACUAGCUGUAAAUACUCCAAAAGAGGUUAUUCAGCAGGAAGUUAAAGCUGAAGAAAACAAAAAGGAACCUUUGUGUCGGCAAAAAGUAGGACUUUUCAACGUCUUUUGAUUUCCAUAUUUGUAAAUAAACAACAGCUUUUUUGCCCAAGGUAUGGUCACAGGUUAUUAUAUUUUUUAUUCAACUGUGAACUUAAAAUAAUAAUAUAUUGAAUUUCAGCAACACAGAAAGGUGUUGGACAAAGGCAAACCAGAGGACAUAAUGCCAUCUGUUAAAGGAACAAAGGUGAGUAUUUUCAACCCCCCUCCCCCCCCCCCCCUCCCCUUGCCCUCAGAACAGCCUCAAUUCUUCAGGGAAGUCAGGAACCAAUAUACACAAUCAGUUAGGAAAGCAAAGGCUAGCUUUUUCAAACAGAAAUGUGCAUCCUGUAGCACUAACUCCAAAAAGUUUUGGGACACUGUAAAGUCCAUGGAAAAUAAGAGCACCUCCUCCCAACUGCCCACUGCAGUUGGCUAGGAAACACGGUCACCACCGAUAAAUCUACAAUAAUCGAGAAUUUCAACAAGCAUUUUGCUACGGCUGGCCAUGCUUUCCACCUGGCUACCACUACCCCGGCCACCAGCUCUGCACCCUCCGCUGCAACUUGCCCAUGCCCCCACCGCUUCUCCUUCACCCAAAUGUAGAUAGCUGAUGUUCUGAAAGAGCUGAAAAAUCUGGACCCCUACAAAUCAGCUGGGCUAGACAAUCUGGACCCUUUCUUUCUAAAAUUAGCCGACGAAAUUGUCGCAACCCCUAUUACUAGCCUUCGUAACUUCUGAGAUCCCCAGAGAUUGGAAAGCUGCCGCGGUCAUCCCCCUCUUCAAAGGGGUGACACUCUAGAUCGAAACUGUUACCGACCUAUAUCCAUCCUACCCUGCCUUUCGAAAGUAUUUGAAAGCCAAGUUAACAAACAGAUCACCGACCAUUUCGAAUCCCACCGUACCUUCUCCGUUAUGCAAUCCGGUUUCCGAGCUGGUCAUGGGUGCACCUCAGCCACGCUCUAGGUCCUAAAUGAUAUUAUAACCGCGAUCGAUAAAAGACAGUACUGCGCAGCCGUCUUCAUCGACCUGGCCAAGGCUUUCGACUCUGUCAACCACCGCAUUCUUAUUGGCAGACUAAAUAGCCUUGGUUUCACAAAUGACUGCCUCGCCUGGUUCACCAACUACUUCUCAGAUAGAGUUCAAUGUGUCAAAUCGGAGGGCCUGUUGUCUGGACCUCUGGCCGUCUCUAUGGGGCUGCCACAGGGUUCAAGUCUCGGGCCGACUAUUCUCUGUGUAUAUCAAUGAUGUCGCUCUUGCUGCUGGUGACGCUCGCAUCCACCUCUAUGCGGAAUACACCAUUUUGUAUACAUCUGGCCCUUCAUUGGACACUGUGUUAACAAACCUCCAAACGAGCUUCAACGCCAUACAACACUCCUUCCGUAGCCUCCAACUGCUCUUAAACACUAGUAAAACUAAAUGCAUGCUCUUCAACCAAACGCUGCUUGCACCCGCCCACCCGACUAGAAUCACUACUCUCGGCGGGUCUGACCUAGAGUAUGUGAACAACUACAAAUACCUAGGUGUCUGGUUACACUGUAAACUCUCCUUCCAGACUCACAUUAAGCAUCUCCAAUCAAAAGUUAGAUCUAGAAUCGGCUUCCUAUUUCGCAACAAAGCCUCCUUCACUCAUGCUGCCAAACAUGCCCUCGUAAAACUGACUAUCCUACCGAUCCUUGACUUCGGCGAUGUCAUUUACAAAAUAGCCUCCAACACUCUACUCAGCAAAUUGGAUGUAGUCUAUCACAGUGCCAUCCGUUUUGUCACCAAAGGCCCAUAUACUACCCACCAUUGUGACCUGUACGGUCUUGUUGGCUGGCCCUCACUACAUAUUCGUCGCCAAACCCACUGGCUCCAGGUCAUCUAUAAAUCACUGCUAGGCAAAUCCCCAUCUUAUCUUAGCUCCAGCAGGUAUAUCUCACUGGUCAUCCCCAAAGCCAACACCUUUGGCUGCCAUUCCUUCCAGUUCUCUGCUGCCAAUGACUGGAACGAACUGCAAAAAUCUCUGAAGCUGGAGACUUAUCUCCCUCACUAACUUUAAGCGUCAGUUGUCAGUGCAGCUUACCGAUCACUGCACCUGUACACAGCCAUUCUGAAAUUAGCCCACCCAACUACCUCAUCCCCAUAUUGUUAUUUAUUUUGCUAAUUUGCACCCCAGUAUCUCUAUUUGCACAUAAUCUUUUGCACAUCUAUCAUUCCAGUGUUAAUACGAAAUUGUAACUAUUUUGCACUAUGGCCUAUUUAUUGCCUUACCUCCAUAACUUGCUACAUUUGCACACACUAUAUAUAGAUUUUCUGUGGUAUUUUUUACUUUUAUGUUUUGUUUUACCCCAUAUGUAACUCUGUGUUGUUUUUAUCGCAGUUGUAAAUGAGAACUUGUUCUCAACUGGCUUACCUGGUUAAAUUAAGGUGAAAUAAAAUAAAAUAAAAAAUCCUUGGGGCAUGGACUCUGAGGUGUUCACAGGGAUGCUGGCCCAUGUUGACUCCAAUGAUUCCCACAGUUGUGUCAAGUUGGCUGGAUGUCCUUUGGGUAGUGGAACAUUCUUGAUACACACAGGAAACUGAGCGUGAAAACCCCAGCUGUGUUGCAGUUCUUUACACAAACCGGUGCGCCUGGCACCUACUACCAGACCCUGUUCAAAGGCACUUAAAUAUUUUGUCUUGCCCAUUCACCCUCUGAAUGGCACACAUACACUAUCCAUUUCUCAAUUGUCUCAAGGCUUCAAAAUCCUUCUUUAACCUGUCUAUUCCCCUUCAUCUACACUGAUUUGAAGUGGAUUUAACAAGUGACAUCAAUAAGGGAUCAUAGCGUUCACCUGGUCAAUCUAUGUCAUGGGAAGAGCAUGUUUUGAAAGAGCAUUUUUCUCACAGAUAUUUCAACUGGAACACUGUAUCGCUGUCAGGAGCUUGGAGAUGGGUUGUUGUGAAUGACUUUCUUGUUCUUCCGCUAAUGACCAGCAAGUGAUCUCUCAUUUGUUACACAGGAACGCUUACCAACAGUGCCUUUAGCCGGAAUGUACAACAAAUCUGGUGGAAAAGUUCGGCUCACCUUCAAACUGGAACAAGAUCAACUGUGGAUUGGAACUAAGGGUGAGAUGGCCCCCUGGUUUGGUUGGAUCGUGUGUAAGGAAAAAGUGUUAUGGCGCUCACUCUUAUCUGUGUAUAUUCUUUCCUACAGAGAGGACAGAGAAAAUCCCUAUGGGCUCCAUCAAACAUGUGGUGACUGAACCCAUUGAAGGUCAUGAGGAUUAUCACAUGAUGGUAACACGUUUCCUUACUACAAACUGCACAAGCCAGAUUGACAGUUGAUGUAAUGUAUGUUUUUUCCCAUAAACACAUACAUUACUUUGUGUAUUUUGUCAAAAGUAGCUAUCUUAAUAUCAUUUAUGGUGCAAUAAUUUUUCUCAUUCACUUUCCUAGGCAUUUCAGUUGGGUCCAACAGAAGCCUCUCAGUAUUGGGUCUACUGGGUGCCAAUUCAGUUUGUUGAUGCAAUCAAAGACACAGUCCUUGGAAAGUGGCAGUAUUUCUAAUGUGCCUCUAUUAUUGACAUUGAAGAACUGCGAUCUAGAACAGGAACAAAUGAAAAUGGGGAUCUGGAGACAAGGAGUCCUAAGGAACUUAACAUUGAAGCAUAUUAGAGAAGCAAACUGAAGGAUGCCUAUGGACUAAUCAUAUUAUUUUGGGUUUCAAGUGCACUAUGAGGCAGCAUCAUAUUCCUCAGCCCAGUUCAUCAUUCAUUUUUUUGAGCAAACCCAAGGGAAAACAAUAAAACUAAAUGUACAGAGAUUGCGGAUGCAUUUCUCACAGUUAUUCUUAAAGUAAUAAAAUGUAUUUAAGGAAAAGAAAGCUGCACUAGGACAUUUGAAUGUGGUAGCCUAUGUUGUAUUUAUUCUAUGGAUCAACACAAGCAAACUUGCCAAAGUUGAAUCCGGUUUCUAAUGGUCUCAAGAUAUUGG
Messenger RNA from Coregonus sp. 'balchen', 5361 nucleotides. The record is from the annotation of a GenBank genome assembly. Lineage: Eukaryota; Metazoa; Chordata; Actinopteri; Salmoniformes; Salmonidae.